This is a messenger RNA of Fomitopsis serialis, 828 nucleotides long. RefSeq lists its product as uncharacterized. The record is from RefSeq and is a predicted model, not a curated record. The transcript has 6 exons. Bases 116 to 709 code for a protein of 197 amino acids. NCBI's taxonomy places the organism in Eukaryota, Fungi, Basidiomycota, Agaricomycetes, Polyporales, Fomitopsidaceae.
CUCGCUGCAACCCAACUCGGCUCCUGUCUUUUCGACGACGACGACAUCUGUACAAGCCUGCCAGGCGCACCAUUCCGCUCUUUGCAACACGCACACUCCUUAGAUCUCAGCAACAAUGAAGUAUUUCGCGUCUCUCGCUGCGUUCGCCGCCGUCGUCCCUGCCCUCGUGAGUGGUCUGACUGUCAACACCAUCACCACUGGCGUCAAUGAGUGUGAGCCCGUGCUCUUCACCUGGAACGGUGGAGUUGCUCCCUACUUUUUGUCCCUCGUCCCGAACAAGGACACCAGUGCUGCGGCGAUCAAGAACUUUGGUCAGAUUAGCGGUACCAGCUACACCUGGACCGUUGACCUGGCCCAAGGCACUUCCUUCACGACUGUGCUGAAGGACAGCACUGGCGCCAACGCUUUGUCUGACCAGCAGACCGUCGCCUCUGGCUCUGGCACGAGCUGUGUGAACACCUCUGUGACGGAGAGUGGUGGCUCUGUUGGUACUGCUUCCGCGACCGCUGCGACGAACGGUGCCAGCACUGCUGCGGCGUCCACGACUGGUGCAUCGGCUGCCAAGUCCUCGGGCUCGGCUUCUGGCUCGGCCUCGUCCAGCGCGGCUAAGACCUCUUCGACCAACAGCAGCAACGGCGCUGGCCGCACCUCCGUUGGUGCUUUCGGUCUUACUGCGUUGAUGGGCUUGGUUGGCGCGGCUCUCUUCUGAACUCUGGACCGUUGUUGUUGUGAUUCAUAGUUACCUAUUUCCUUGGACGGUCGUGUCAUAGAAUUUCGGUAAUCAGGAUCUCUGUAAACCUCUUACUCUAUGCACACAUGCCUUCCGAA